AAUAGUUCGAUUUAAAAAUUAAGAAGAAAAAAACUCCGAGGAAUUGAAGCUGACAGAGAAGAUAUGGGCAAACGGAAAUUUAAGAAAAGUGUUGAAGGGUCGCUUGCGGAGAGGAGGCGACGUAUACAGCAAGCAAAAAGAGAAGUGGCUAUCGAAUCUAAGGGAAAAGCAUCUAAAAAAUACAGUGUAGAACAACUUUUGGAGAAGGCAGAAGAUUGUAUUGAUCGAUUUGAAUAUGAAGUUGCCCAAAAGUUCUGUCAGAGGGCUUUGGAGAUGGAGCCUGAUAAUAUUCUGGCUCUGGAAACAACAGGAUCCCUUCUGUUAGAGCUUGGAAAUCAGGAGGCUGCAAAACAGUGUUUUGGCCGAGCUGUGGAAGUCUGUCCUAACCAAGGCCAUUCAAAGUACAUGUACCUAGGGCAGUUGUUUGAAGGUGCACAGGCAGUUCAAUGCUUCCAGAAGGGAAUAGAAUUAAUGAUGAAGGAGCAUGAGGCGAAACAAGCAUCAGAGUUGGCAGCUGCCUGUGGGGGUGGACCACGAGAUGGGGUUUCAAGUGAAGAAAUUUGCAACGCCUACCUGUCCCUGGCAGAACUUUACAUGACAGACUGUUGCAUGGAGGAGGAUGCAGAUAUAAAAUGUGAACAGUACAUAAACCAAGCUGUAGCAAUUGACAGUGAGAAUGCUGAGGCCUAUCAGAUGAUGGCCAGCUAUCAACUCUCUAAAGAGAAUGAUGAGAAGGCUACAGAGAUGAUUAAGAAGAGUGUAUCAUUAUGGUUACCCAAAUAUAAAGCAGCUGACAAAGGAGAAGUUCCUGAUGAGGAGUUUAAUCCACUGGAGUUGACUCCACUCAGUUUUGAUACUAGGAUAGCAGCAGCCAAAAUAUUAACAGAAGUGAAAGAAUAUGAGACUGCGGUGGAUGUAUUAGAAGGUUUACUAGAUGAGAAUGAUGAGGUUCCACAAGUCUGGUAUAUGAUUGGCUGGUCCAACUACCUACAGGGCCAGGACUAUAAGGAGAAUGCCCGCUACUACCUGCAGCAGGCAAAACAGGUGUAUGAAAAGAUUAAAUGUGAUGAUCCAGAACUUUUGAAACACAUAGAGGAACUAAUUGAGGAGAUUGGCCCAGGCGAGGAAGAGGAAGAUGGCAAUGAGGAUGAAGAUGUAGGAGAUGAUUUUGACAGUGACAGUGAUGAUGAAAUUGAUAGUAAAACAAACGAUGAAGCAAUGGAGCACUGAGGUCAUUAAUAAUCAAUAAAAAUUGUUCAAAACUGUUUCUCCUCAGUUCAUUUUAUCUACUGACAACAGGAAUAUAAACACAACUAUUGGUGUGCACAUCUGUGUGUUAUCAACAUGUGACAUUUUGAAGAAUAACAAGGGAAGACACGUUUCCUACCUUCAGUACUACCAUCAAGCCACCAGUUCAAAGAAGUUGUUAGAUUUUGUUUAUGUUCACCUAUUAUACAAGAUGUUAAUUUGCCAUGUAUAUAUGUAACAGGGGUCCUUGUUUAUUUCAGAGUCGCUAAUUGCAUUCAAACCUUAGGCCUCUGGGUUAAUUAUCUUAUAGUGAAUAGAUCAAACUGAAGGAAAGAUCACUGUUGCUGAGCAAUAUUUCGCUAUUAAUAUUUUACCUCGGAUACAUGUAUUAUUUUUGUUGUAAGUUCGAUAUUUUCCAGCCCAUUACUGAUUCUGAGAAAUCAUCUUUGACCUCUGCCAAGCUGAAGUUAAAGAGACUAAACUGAACUUUCAUCGUCCGACCCCCAUCCCAUCCUCUGUUAUAUACAAACCUCCAUGUUUCAUUUUUUCUUCUGUUUUUGGUAGUGUUUUUCUAAACACCUUUUCAUAGGACCUCGUGGUAAGGCCACAGAGACAAAAACAAAAUAGUGUUAUAGUCUGUAGCUCCUGAUACCUAAGCUUUGGUUCCUGUCUAGCUUUGUAUCACCUUCCAGUACCUACCAUAAACCACUGUUAUAUAUCAUACCUUUGUGCGCAUACAGACUACUUCACAAAUCAACUCUUAUAACAAGCUUCAUCUUCAUUAAAUAAAACACAUAAAUGUU
Ylistrum balloti is the source of this 2051-nucleotide messenger RNA. RefSeq lists its product as uncharacterized. Gene Ontology annotation, molecular function: protein binding. The transcript has 11 exons. The record is from RefSeq and is a predicted model, not a curated record. Bases 64 to 1230 code for a protein of 388 amino acids. Gene Ontology annotation, biological process: cell division. NCBI's taxonomy places the organism in Eukaryota, Metazoa, Mollusca, Bivalvia, Pectinida, Pectinidae.